Molecule: messenger RNA, 1079 nt
Organism: Balaenoptera ricei (Rice's whale)
Lineage: Eukaryota; Metazoa; Chordata; Mammalia; Artiodactyla; Balaenopteridae
Gene: GPR3
Product: G protein-coupled receptor 3
Exons: 2
Coding region: 87-1079 (330 amino acids)
Biological process (GO): G protein-coupled receptor signaling pathway
Cellular component (GO): membrane
Molecular function (GO): G protein-coupled receptor activity
Source: RefSeq, a predicted model, not a curated record
UUCUCGGGGUCUGCAUACACCCUGCGCAGCCUGGACCCGAGCGGAGCCUCUCCGGGGCCCGGCCGCGCCCGGUCCCAGGAGGUACCAUGAUGUGGGGUGCAGGCAGCCCCCUGGCCUGGCUCUCUGCUGGCCCAGGAAACAUGAACAUGAGCAGCGUGGGCUCAGCAGAGGGGCCCACAGGCCCAGCCACACCACUGCCCUCACCUAGGGCCUGGGACGUAGUGCUGUGCAUCUCAGGUACCCUUGUGUCCUGUGAGAAUGCGCUGGUGGUGGCCAUCAUCGUGGGCACUCCCGCCUUCCGCGCCCCCAUGUUCCUGCUGGUGGGCAGCCUGGCUGUGGCAGACCUGCUGGCAGGCCUGGGUCUGGUCAUGCACUUUGCUGCUGUCUUCUGCAUUGGCUCGGCGGAGAUGAGCCUGGUGCUGGUCGGCAUGCUGGCCAUGGCCUUUACUGCCAGCAUUGGCAGCCUACUGGCCAUCACCGUUGAUCGCUACCUUUCUCUGUACAAUGCCCUCACCUACUACUCAGAGAUGACAGUGACGCGGACCUAUGUGAUGCUGGCCCUAGUGUGGGGAUGCUCAUUGGGCCUGGGGCUGCUGCCUGUGCUGGCCUGGAACUGCCUGGAGGCCCGGGCCACGUGUGGCGUGGUAUAUCCGCUCUCCAAGAACCAUCUGGUGGUCCUGGCCGUUGCUUUCUUCAUGGUGUUUGGCAUCAUGCUGCAGCUCUAUGCCCAGAUCUGUCGCAUCGUCUGCCGCCAUGCCCAGCAGAUUGCCCUCCAGCGGCACCUGCUGCCUGCCUCCCACUACGUGGCCACCCGAAAGGGCAUUGCCACCUUGGCUGUGGUGCUUGGCGCCUUUGCCGCCUGCUGGCUGCCCUUCACCGUCUACUGCCUGUUGGGCGAUGCCCACUCCCCACCCCUCUACACCUAUCUCACCCUGCUCCCUGCCACCUACAACUCCAUGAUCAACCCCAUCAUCUAUGCCUUCCGCAACCAGGACGUGCAGAAGGUGCUGUGGGCUGUCUGCUGCUGCUGUUCCUCUUCCAAGAUCCCCUUCCGAUCUCGUUCCCCCAGUGAUGUCUAG